UAUAACAAUCAGUGAAAGCCAGGUUACAGAUGCGCGUUAAAGUCGACCUUCCAUUACUGUUCAUUCUGAAGCUUAGCACUCACAUGGUGUUUUCCUCCACGUUACGUCUUGAUUAGUAUUAGUAGGCUAUUAGCAUAACCCGCAUGCUGGUUGGCUGAGAGGCAAUCGUCCCAUCUUGGUGUAACAAACUCGCCCUGCUUUACAGCGAGGAAGAGGAGGAACGGAAAGCAUCGGCUCUGCACACACUGCUUUAAUCAUAAAAUAAGAGAGGCUAUUUGACAAAAGCCGGCACUGACUGCAGGGGCUGCGGAGGAGGUGGACGAGUGCAAUGAUGACGGGCAAAUCUGUAAAAGACGUUGACAGAUACCAGGCUGUCCUCAACUCUUUACUGGCGCUGGAAGAUAACAAAUACUGCGCUGACUGCGAAUCAAAAGGUCCAAGAUGGUCAUCCUGGAAUUUGGGCAUCUUCAUCUGUAUCCGCUGUGCUGGUAUCCAUCGAAACCUGGGGGUCCACAUAUCCAAGGUUAAGUCUGUCAACCUGGACCAGUGGACACAGGAGCAGGUCCAGUGUGUUCAGGAGAUGGGAAAUGCCAAAGCCAAACGUCUCUACGAGGCAUUCUUACCUGAGUGUUUUCAGCGCCCCGAGACAGACCAGUCUGCAGAGAGCUUCAUCAGGGACAAGUAUGACAGGAAGAAGUACAUGGAUAAGGUCAUUGACAUCCAGAUGCUCAGGAAAGAAAAGAGCUGUGAAAACAUACCUAAAGAACCAGUUGUGUUUGAGAAGAUGAAAUUGAAAAAAAACAUCAGUCCCAAGACAGAUUCCCAGUCGGUUACAGACCUGCUCGGAUUAGAUGCCCCUGUUGCAAGUCCUGUAGUGUCUAAUGGUGGAGGAUGUGUUCCAGACACUAAUAAGAGCCCAGCAGUGUCCAUUCCAGCUCUGGCACACUCUGCACUGGAUCUCUUCAGCUCCCUGCCAGCACCCUCCUCUGCUUCCUUCACUAAAACCACGCCUGUUUCCAGCUCCAUACAUCAGAGCAGAGUGACUGCCUCAGUGCCUGAAAACCUCAGUCUGUUCCUGGAUCCGGCACCCAAAGCAGAGGAGGCCACUGUCAAAAAACUGUCCAAGGACUCUAUUCUCUCUCUGUACGCCUCCACCCCCUCAGUGCACACCAGCAGUAUGGCUACUCACGCAGGGUUGUACUUGAACCAAAUAGGAUACCCAACACACCCGUACGGAUCAUACCAUUCCUUAGCCCAGGCAGGUGGCAUGGGAGGCGCCAUGAUGACAUCACAGAUGGCCAUGAUGGGACAGCAACAGAGCGGCAUGAUGGGACAGCAGAAUGGCUUAAUGGGUGCCCAUGGUGCCAUGGCUCAGCCUAGUGGUGUUAUGGCGUCACCCUACAUGACAGGAAUGACCCAGGGCAUGAUGGGACAGCAGCAAAGCGGAAUGAUGGUUCAGCAGCAGAGUGGCAUUAUGGGACAGCAGCAGAGUGGAAUUAUGGGACAGCAGCAGAGUGGCAUUAUGGGACAGCAGCAGAGUGGCAUUAUGGGACAGCAGCAGAGUGGGAUGAUGGGACAGCAGCAGGUUGGAGGCUUACCUCAUCAGCAGGUGUACGGAGUGCAACAUGCCCAGCAGCUACAGUGGAACAUUUCUCAGGUGACUCAGCACAUGGCCGGCAUGAAUCUCUACAACACCAACGGCAUGAUGAGAUACAGCAGUCAACAAAUGGGAGGCUCGACAACUCCAAGCUCAGCGCACAUGACAGCACACGUUUGGAAAUGAUCUCAUCUAUCCAGAAAGUGAUUUAACGCCAAUAACCCACAAAAGAGAGGGGAACUGAGUUGUAGGAAUUGGUGGAUCACACUCUCCAGGAGGACAUUUUCUAA
Perca flavescens (yellow perch) is the source of this 1887-nucleotide messenger RNA. It is a transcript of the gene smap2, whose product is annotated as small ArfGAP2. Bases 329 to 1783 code for a protein of 484 amino acids. Gene Ontology annotation, cellular component: cytoplasm. Gene Ontology annotation, molecular function: GTPase activator activity. The transcript has 9 exons. The record is from RefSeq and is a predicted model, not a curated record. Lineage: Eukaryota; Metazoa; Chordata; Actinopteri; Perciformes; Percidae.